Messenger RNA from Brugia malayi, 624 nucleotides. It is a transcript of the gene Bma-hil-1, whose product is annotated as linker histone H1 and H5 family protein. Bases 1 to 624 code for a protein of 207 amino acids. Gene Ontology annotation, molecular function: structural constituent of chromatin; nucleosomal DNA binding; double-stranded DNA binding. The transcript is spliced from 4 exons. Gene Ontology annotation, cellular component: nucleus; nucleosome. The record is from RefSeq and is a predicted model, not a curated record. NCBI's taxonomy places the organism in Eukaryota, Metazoa, Nematoda, Chromadorea, Rhabditida, Onchocercidae. Gene Ontology annotation, biological process: nucleosome assembly; negative regulation of DNA recombination; chromosome condensation.
AUGCCAGCUACUGAAGAAGUUGGUGCUACUGCAAGCGCUACUAACGCAACUAAAAGUUUAAAAUCGCAAGCAAAAUCGCAACAUAAUCAUCCACCGUAUGGUAAUAUGAUCAAGGCUGCCUUAUCGGCUACACAGGACAAGAAGGGACUGAGUCGUGCAGCAAUUCUGAAGUAUAUCAUGCAAAAUUUUGCAGUUGGCGAAAAUCCUACUAUGGUUAAUGCGCACCUUAGAAUGGGACUAAAACGUGGCGUCACAUCAGGUGUUCUGAAGCAGAUGAAAGGUACCGGCGCUUCUGGAUCAUUCCGUUUAGCUGAUGCAAAAUCGGAAGCGCCUAAAAAAGUCAAGAAGCCAGCAAUUACAAAAUCUGCUACAUCUGGCGAUAUGAAAAUGCUGUCACCGAAAAAAUCGAUGAAAGCAAAAUCUGGCACAAAAAAGGUGACUGCACCAAAGGUUUCGAAACCAAAAGCUGAGCCCAAAAAGAAAGCAAGCACUGUUUCUGCCGGAGCAACCCGAAAAAAUAAGAAGAAUGUUGGCAGACCGAAAAAGGCGGAAGGUUCAGCAGCUAAAUCGAAGCCAGGAAAGAAGUCGGCAGUGGCACAUGCAAAGAAAAAGGUUGCGGCUUAA